AUCCAGCCAUACAAAAAAGUUAAUGUCUUUUCUCUGAACCAGAAGAAGAAUUGAAGAAGCAAUGGUACGGAACAAAAAGAGGGAUAGGAUCAGCAAUCUACCUGACCUUCUCGUCUCCGAUAUCCUUUCCUUCCUCACUACCAAAGAGGCUGUGGCCACAAGCAUUUUAUCGAGCAGGUGGAAGACUCUCUGGACUCUUGUCCCCAAUCUCGACUUGGAUGAAGAUGAAUUUGAGUGGAUAUUGUCAGAUGAAAAGCAAAAUCGUAAAAAAAAAAAGCGGGUUUGCCGAAGCGGUUUUACAUUUGUGCAGAUUGUCUCUAAAAUCUGGGCUCUUCGCAAUGCAUAUCCCCUACAAAAGUUUUACCUCAACUGGCUUUAUGAUUGUGACCCAAUACAUGUCGAUAAGUGGGUCAGCACUGCAAUCACAAGUGUCUUGGAAGAGCUCACUCUUAACAUUUGUCCUCACCUACCUUUCGACAUUCCCAGUACCCUUUUUAAUUAUUGUAAAACAUUGGUGGAUCUGAGACUACAUGGCAAUAUUAUUGUUGAUCCUCCGCCUUCAUCCCUCGGCUUCCCAAGUCUCAAAAUUUUGCAUCUUCUUGGAGUCCAGUAUGCCAACCACGACUCUUUCUCAAGAUUCCUCACUUGCUGCCCGAUACUCGAAUAUUUGUGUUUAGAAGUAAUUGAAAUGGACGAGGAAUGCAAUUUUAUGAUCACUCUACCUACAUUGAAAAGAUUAGAUUUAAAUAUGCAAGAUUUCUUAUACAAACUUGAGAUAAACGCCCCAGCUCUCGAGUAUCUAGAAUUCGUGGGUUUUCUGCAUAAAGUCGUAUUGUUGGAAAAUCUGUCCAAUUUAGUUAAAGCGGUCCUUUUUGUUUCUUAUGACUCUGAAGUAGGUGAUACUGAAGAUUAUGGAAAUAGGGUAAUGGACUUCAUCAGAGCACUCUAUAACGUUAAAUCCCUGCAUUUGGGCUCAUUCACCACAGAGGACAAAGGUCACCUUCAUUCUACUAGUGAGCAAGAAUCUCUUAAAUGGAAUUUCUAUGAGAAAGUUCCUAAAUGUUUGUCAUCCCACCUUACAGCUUUUCAGUUUAAAGGAUUUAAAGGGCUAAAGGAUGAGCUGGAACUUAUUGGACAUAUCCUGCAGCUGGCAAGAGUCUUAAAGACAAUGACGCUCUCUUCUGAUCCUUCAAUUGAAAAAGAGAAGAUUCGUGUUCUCAAGGAAUUAGUAAUGUUCCCCAGGCAUUCUAGCACUUGUCAAAUUACAUUUAACUGAUGUGUACUUCCUUCACUGUCACUAGCAGCCAUUUUUAUUGGAGUGA
Quercus lobata is the source of this 1322-nucleotide messenger RNA. Its product is annotated as FBD-associated F-box protein At3g52670-like. Gene Ontology annotation, molecular function: protein binding. Lineage: Eukaryota; Viridiplantae; Streptophyta; Magnoliopsida; Fagales; Fagaceae. The record is from RefSeq and is a predicted model, not a curated record. The transcript has 2 exons. The coding region runs from base 62 to 1276 and encodes 404 amino acids.